This is a messenger RNA of Beauveria bassiana ARSEF 2860, 1212 nucleotides long. Its product is annotated as 2OG-Fe(II) oxygenase superfamily protein. The coding region runs from base 1 to 1212 and encodes 403 amino acids. The transcript has 2 exons. The record is from RefSeq and is a predicted model, not a curated record. NCBI's taxonomy places the organism in Eukaryota, Fungi, Ascomycota, Sordariomycetes, Hypocreales, Cordycipitaceae.
AUGUCAUUUACGUCGAUUCCCAUCUUGGAUCUGGCCGAGGCCAAGGACUCGGCGACCAAGCCCGAGUUUUUGAGGCAGCUCCGCCAUGCGCUUAUGGAAGUCGGCUUCCUGUAUCUCAAGAAUGUCGGAAUUCCAGACAGCCUGUUUGAGCAGGUGAUUGAACAGGGCAAGGCAUUCUUUGAUAUACCCGAAGAGGAAAAACUCAAGAUUGAAAUGAAGAAUGCGCCGUCCUUUCUGGGCUACUCGCGGCUCUCCGCCGAAAUCACCGCCGGCCAGAUCGACCACCGGGAGCAGAUUGACCUAUCAACCGAGCACCCCAUCCCCGGCCCGGACGCGCCCCUCUACCACAACCUCCUCGCGCCGAACCAGUGGCCCGCCGAGUCUGCGCUGCCCGGGUUCCGCGCCGUCUACACCGACUACAUUACCCGCAUGGGCGCCAUCUCCGUCGCCUUUACCUCGCUCAUUGCCGAAGCGAUUGAGCUGCCCGCCGACGCCUUUAACAAGUACUUUGACGCCGACCAGCAGCACAAGCUCAAAAUCGUCAAGUACCCCGACGCCGCAGACCUCGGUCUGCCUGCCGGCACCGCCGGGGGUCAGGGCGUCGGCCCGCACAAGGACAGCAUGCUGACGAGCUACCUGCUGCAGGCGACGGCGCACCGCGGCCUGCAGGUGCAAAACGUGCGCGGCGCGUGGGUCGACUGCCCGCCCGUCGCGGGCACGCUCGUCGUCGCCAUCGGCCAGGGCCUCGAGGCGCUGACGCGCGGCGUCUGCGUGUCGACGACGCACCGCGUGCAGUCGCCCGCGGCCGGCGCCGGCGCGCGCUUCUCCAUUCCGUUUUUUCAGGGCGUCAAGCUCGACGCUUCCUUUGACGACCUGGAAACGGUCGGCGUCGGCGAGGUCCCAGACGCGGUCCGCGAGCAGCGUCAAGAGGUGGCGGCGCGCAACGGCGGCGGGCGCGUGGAUGACGUCGAGUUUACGUUUCGCAAAGGUGGCGUGGCAAAGACGCUGGGCGAGGCGACGCUGAGGAAUCGGGUAAAGAGCCAUCCGGAUGUAGGGGAGCGCUGGUAUCCGGACAUUUUGCGGGCGAUUCGCGCGGAGCAGGCGGCGGCGGAGCAGCAGCAGCAACAGCAGCAGAAAGGUGGUGAGAAAACGCACCAGGAGAGCCUGGGCCGUGUGUCGUCGCUGCCGGUGGCCAAGGUGGAAGCGCAUUAG